CUAUCCUGCUGCGCGGUCUUACUCUCGAGGAAGGGCCUCGGGGCGCCUUUGGGUUGCUCCACCUCCCAUCCUAUCGGGAGCCACUUUUGAGGAGGGAUAAGAAAGUUCUCUAUAGUCUGUGUGAAAAAGAGCAAAGUUAAAAGAGAUCCUGCACACGAAUCAAAUUCCACUGCUCUCCAAAGGCUUUGGCUGGAGUCUUCUCCAGCAGAACUCUCACCUUAUCGCAGCCAUGUUAACAGCAGGAUGAAACUGGAGGCUGUUGUGGAGCAGCUGCAAAAGCAGAAGCAGCAGCAACAGCAAGCGGCCCCUCUGCAGAUGGAUUCCAGGGAGAGGCAACAGAGGCAGAUGAGGGAAACCCAGUUGCAUUAUGCCCAGCAGCUGACGGUGCAGCAAGCUGCUCUCGGUGCCACAUCUGGAAAGGCUCCAGGUGGCCCCCUCCUUGGUCCUUCUGCUCGAGUCCCACCUGUGCUUGGGGCUGCCCAGACGUUUGAUCAGAGCAGUAUGAACUCGGAGGAGGAGGAAGAAGAGGAGGAGGAGGAGGAGGAGGAGGGAGGAGAAGAAGAUUUGGAAGAUGGUGACCUUGAGGAUGACGCACCAAGAACUGGGAAAGAGUCAUGUUCCGCUUUGAAGUAUUUUCAUGCUUCCAAAGUUGCCCCCCACAACCAAAGAGUGGCUUCUUCCUCUAAUCCUCUGCCUAUUCUAGGGGGGCAGCGGGGACAGCAGGGAAAGGAUGAGCAGGGUAAUGUGUCUGCCAACCCUCCAUAUUGUGGUUCAUCAUCUGGAAGGCAGGCCUGGAGGCUGGAUGAGCAACUCAAGCAGAAUGGGAGCCUGAGCUGGAACGAAGAAGCUGAUGGCAGCAGAGGAAGAGAGGUAUCCCGAGACUUUGCCAAGUUGUAUGAACUGGAUGGUGAUCCUGAACGGAAGAAGUUCUUGGAUGACCUCUUCAUUUUUAUGCAGAAGAGGGGGACGCCAAUCAACCGCAUCCCCAUCAUGGCAAAGCAGAUCCUCGACCUCUACAUGCUCUACAAGCUGGUGACCGACAAGGGAGGGCUGGUGGAAAUCAUCAACAAGAAGAUCUGGAGGGAGAUCACCAAAGGCCUUAACCUACCCACCUCCAUCACCAGUGCUGCAUUUACACUUCGCACCCAGUAUAUGAAGUACCUCUACGCCUAUGAAUGUGAGAAGAAGUCCUUAAGUUCUCCCGCUGAGCUGCAGGCUGCCAUUGACGGCAACAGACGGGAAGGCCGGCGGCCCAGCUACAGCUCCUCCUUGUUCAGCUACUCCCCUGCUGCCACGGGGCCUCCUUCACUCCUGUGCCCUCCAAAGAUCCGCUUCCCCAUCGUUAGCCUCACCCCUGGUGGCGGAACCAGCAACCCUCACCUGUCUUCAGCAGGCGCUCUCAGGAAAGGUGACGGCGUCCCCUUGACCGUGUCCACGCCAAACCGCAUUGCCAUGCCUGUGGCCUUGGCGAAUCAGCAGGCGGCUGUGACGGCAGCGGCACGAACCGCUACCCUGGACCAGCUGAGGGAGAGGCUGGAGUCUGGGGAGCCCGCGGAGAAGGUGGCGCGGAUGACGGAGGAGGAACAGCGCUUCAUCCAGCAGGCCUUUCAGCGGAACCUCUUCAGCAUGGCCCGGCAGCUGCCCAUGAAGAUCAAGAUCAACGGCCGAGAGGAUAAAUCAGAUUCAGCAGCGACAUCAGCAGCACUGAACUGGACCCCGUCUGGCUUUGGAAGCAUUAAUAUGUCUGUGGAAAUCAAUGGCACAAUCUAUGCUGGGGUCUUGUUUGCCCAGAAACCUGUCGUCCACCUCAUUGCCGGAUCCAGCACGCAGAGCACCGGCGGCGGCAGCAGCAGUUCCUCCCACUGUUCUCCCAGCCCGACCUCCUCCAGGGGCACACCUGGUGUUGAGCCCUCAACCAGCUGGUCUCUCUGAGGGGGAAGCAGGGAGGAGGUGCUCUCUCUUUCCCUGGCCCCAAGCGGUCCUACCGGUGACCUCGCCUCGAGGAGCCCGCUUAGAAGACCAGCCAGUGGCAGAGAAGCAAAGAUCCUGUGCUGGCAAGGAUCCUGCCGAGGUGGUCUCUUGCUGCCCACCUCACCUUUCUUCAGGUCUUGCUGUGUCCUCGGUGGGAAAAGGAGGGCAGGGGACGGGGGUGGGGGGGCGGGAGGGGACACAGGGCGUGUUUCAAUCAGGGAUUCUCUGGACAGGCUGUGUGAGUUUUUGUAGAUGACUGAGCAUCGCCACUGUAGCAAAAGGCGAAGGCAAGAAACCCAUUUUCCAUGCUUCAAACGACUUUCCCCCCCUAACGUGACUGCAGUGUAUUGACAAUCCUACCCCCCAGAGGCAGGGGGGGAACAUAGCUCUCUUCUCUCAUAUACCACCCCCACAUCCUUGAAUUCCUCUCUCCAGCUUGCUUUUACACACAGACCCAUAUUUGAUCCCUCUGUAUGUUAAUGUGCAGGUCUUACUGGGUCUCUUUCCUCUUCCCAGUUAGCCAGCCUUGACUCAAAGGGCCAGUGCAUCUCCUGCCUCCCUCUCUCCUUCUGGCCUUAGGUUUGGCCUGCUAGCUUCUUCUGGAGGAGUCUUGACAGCAUGGAGGUUCCCUUUCGUGCUGCUUCUGCAGCAUUGAGCAAAGCGCCCCUGGGAGGCUGGAGAGGUCUCUGGAGGAAUCUGCACCAGCUGCCCUUCGCAGCUUUGCCCAGCCUUCCCUGCAGAACUGGGGCUCAGGCGCCAGCAUUGGCAGGUUCUUCCACAGCUUCACUCCUAUCCAGCCUCCCCAUGAGGUCAAGUUGUGCAAUUCUGUUUCUCCAUUCUUUCUGCCUCAGGGGUGGGUGGGGAUGCAUGGAAUUUUUUAAUUUUAUUUUAAAAACUCGUACCAGCCAGAAAGCUAAAGGUGAAAGUGGUUAGGGGCUCAUCUAGGUCAGGCACAUUUUAUGCUCCACCCACCCUUGCUUCCCUGUCCUCCCUCCCCCAAAUGUAACUGGGAUUGGGCACCUUGAUGCUGAAAGAACAAAGCUGUUCUUGCAUUGCUGCUGCCUGUGUCCACUCACUUAACACUUGCCGAGAAUCCUCUGUGAUCCCAGCCUAUCAAAGGCGGAUUGGCUGCUUCCUUGUGCAUUGGUGGGGCCAGCCCUAAUUGACUGCCCCACAGCCCUGGAACAACCAGGGGCUUCUGAGCACCUCCCCCCACACCUUCCCUUCUAAAAUCUUGAUGAGGGAGCCGUGUGUUGUUCCUCAGGACAGAUGAACUCCUCAAUUGCUUCCCCCUCCGGACUUGUGCACACACUUCGCACUUCCUUGUACCUCCCCCCUUGAACUUCUGCCUGUUUCUGCUUCCUCCUUGUAGCAGAAGCCCGCUGCCUGCCUGUUGCACCGGCAGCCCCCACCUCCUUGCCAACAGGGAUCCGCCCUCCCUCUCCUACCCUGACGAGUCUCAGUCAUGCUACAGUCCUGCAUCAGCUUCUCCUGAGCAGAUGAAAUACCUCAAAAAUAUGUACUUAUUGCUGUGUUGUUGUUGGGAUUUUUUUUUCUCUCUCUCUUCUGGAAGGAUUUGCAUAUGUUAAAGCUUCUUUUUAUAUGUCUUGUUGACUGCUUUUUAUUUUAAAUUUUAUAUAUUGUAGCACCAAAGACACACCAAAAAAAAAAGGAGCCCCCUGAGUUGAAGGAUCAGAAACCUUUGAUGUCCUCAAGAUAGCAUGGAAGCACUUGGCUCAUGGGGUAAUAGGUGGCGGUGGAAGAUGCAGGUUAAUUUCUCAGGCUGACUUUCUCUCUUUCCUUCUUGUUGGUUUGAUGUUGCUUUCUCCUCGAAGGGCUUAUUAGUUGUUCAGGAUUUUCAAAACAAUCCAUGUUAGGUGCAUCUCAGUCCCAAAACAGUAAGAGGACUUUGUUUCCUUAUUACCCUUGAAGUAAAGUCCUGUGCUGCAAUUCUGAUUAUUUCUGGCCUCUUGAGAGCUCGCUGGUUCUCAUGGGAUUCUAACCCAAGUCCUGCAUGGUAGGCAGAGCUCUGGAGGCAGCUAGGCCCUCUCGAAGUGCAGGUGUUUCUCUCCCCUCCCCUCUUUUUUAAAGGCUCCCUCAGAGGGAAAGCAGAACCCCCAGCUUGGAAAAGCUAGGCACAUCUGUAACUGUGAAGCUACUGGGAAUGGCUGAAGUGAUGUUUUUUCCCCCGGCUACACGAAAUAGAUUGGGGGACACACGUGCACUAAAUCCUCUUCCUUCCACGAUGUUGCUUUUGGAGAAGUUCCUGCAGAGGAAAAAUACACCCUUGGGAGGGAAACUAUUUGUAUUUGAAGGGUGCAUUUAAAAUGCAUUAUGAGUUAAUAAAUAAGAAUGUUCCUUUCUGGACACAUCUUUGAGCACAAGAAUGGACCACCUGAGAAGGCAGUAGACUCUCCUUGCUUGUAUGUUUUUUAAGCAGAGGCCGGAAAGCCACCUGUCAGGGAUGCUUUAGUUGUGAUUCCUGCAUUGCAGGGGUUUGGACUCGACGGUCCCAUCCAACUCCACAAUUCUAUUAGUCUUUGAUGGUGCUCGGUCCUGCAGGUUUUCUGUUUUAAAAAAAUACUGGAUUUCUAGGUCCAGUAUGUUUCUCCCAGGCGUGUUCCUCUGCAGUUACUUACCCAAGGCACUCCCAACCGCUGUGUAUGUGAGCAUGUACCACUGGGCCAAGGAAAUUGCUGUGGUGCCAAGUUCACCAAGUGACGCCACAUUUGUCCCUCCACCAAUCAGAUUUAUCAUAGGGAAUGUGAGCAAGAGAAGAUGCCAUUCCUGCUGGAAGGCCUGAAGUCUGCAACAGGGAGGUUCAGCUGACAAGCCAGAUGUGGCCUGCAAAGCAUUCUUACCUGGCCUGCAGUCACCCUGCCAAACUUUAAGCAAAGCAUUGUAAAAAGUCUAGCCUUUGUAGACGAGAAAGAGAUUCCACACUUCAGUGUUAUCUCUCUUCAGCCAACAGCUGCUUGGAAAAGCAAUGGGACACUGGAUGCUUUCCACCAGACCAAAACUGCAGAGAACCAAGUUGGUCCAUCAGAAUCUUCUUUUUAAAAAUGCAACAGCAGCAUAAUCCUGCUAUUAAAUUGUCACAGAAUACAAACAAACCUUGAAGGAAAGAUCUGCUGAAA
This is a messenger RNA of Podarcis raffonei (Aeolian wall lizard), 5108 nucleotides long. It is a transcript of the gene ARID3B, whose product is annotated as AT-rich interaction domain 3B. Gene Ontology annotation, cellular component: nucleus. Bases 244 to 1932 code for a protein of 562 amino acids. Gene Ontology annotation, molecular function: DNA binding. Lineage: Eukaryota; Metazoa; Chordata; Lepidosauria; Squamata; Lacertidae. Gene Ontology annotation, biological process: regulation of transcription by RNA polymerase II. The transcript is spliced from 9 exons. The record is from RefSeq and is a predicted model, not a curated record.